Molecule: messenger RNA, 1927 nt
Organism: Trematomus bernacchii (emerald rockcod)
Lineage: Eukaryota; Metazoa; Chordata; Actinopteri; Perciformes; Nototheniidae
Gene: ncoa7a
Product: nuclear receptor coactivator 7
Exons: 6
Coding region: 58-810 (250 amino acids)
Biological process (GO): regulation of transcription by RNA polymerase II; response to oxidative stress
Cellular component (GO): nucleus
Source: RefSeq, a predicted model, not a curated record
CAAACCAAUAGGGUUUCUGACACAAAGGGUGAAAGUAGACCGAAGGAAACAUAAGUGAUGAACACUGGCAGUUUUUUUAGAGCAGACAUGUGGAUUUGCAGAGCACAGAGAUUGAAAGAGAAAGCAGAAACUAUGAAGCUGCUGCCAGAUAAUAUCAAGGUGCUUUAUUUUGCCAGUGACUAUGUGGAGCCGUAUGUUGAGAUUAUCACAGUAAAGGACCCCAAGCGGCGCCUGAGUCUUUGCAGCUCAGGGUACUCGGAGGAGCCGGAUUACCAGGAGGAAGUUGAAGUUGCUCUUCCUGUCCUGAGCGACGACAGCCAGCUGUUUGAAGACCACCACCUGGAGAAACUUACUGCUCACAUGCCAGUGAGGACCCAGGUCCAUCCCUGGCAGCUGGUCUACAGCACGGCCAUCCACGGGAGCAGUCUAAAAACUCUGUACAGGAAUAUGGCGGGUCUAGAAAGCCCUGUGCUGCUGGUCAUCAAAGACACACACAAAAAGGUGUUUGGGGCUUUUUCUUCCGAUCCAUUUAAAGUCAGUAAAUACUGCUACGGCACAGGAGAAACCUUCCUGUUCAGCUUCAAUCCUGACUUCCAGGCAUACAAAUGGAGCGGUGAGAAUUCCUACUUUGUGGGCGGCAACUUGGAAUCUCUGCAGAUUGGCGGAGGAGGGGGUGGAUUUGGCCUGUGGCUGGAUUCAGAUUUGUACCACGGCUCAAGCUUCUCCUGUCCCACCUUCAACAACGAGUCUCUCUCCACCAAGGAAGACUUUAUCGUACAAGACCUCGAAGUCUGGACUGUGCAGAGAUGAUGGUAGAACAUCUUAGAAGAUGAGCUUAAAACAAAAGCAGAAGCCACUGUCCUGUUUGGAGUUAGAACAUGCCAAGACUUCAAGGAGCAUGUGUGGUUUAAGCCACUGCUGUAAAAAACCUGCUAGAGUAGCUGCUAUCAUCGGUGUAGCCGGCUCAGAUCAGCCCACAUACAGUAGAAGCCUGUUCUAGCGCUUCUCGGGCUGUCUGUUUCCGCUGGCUCGACCUGUGCCUGUUAAAGACAAGAGGCAAUCCUGCAAUCCAGGGUGCUGCUGUCUUAAACUGCAGGCUAUUCUGGCUGCUGCUUAGACCAGUCAGCAACUGGCGCUACAUGCCAUCCUUUUGCUUUGGGAGCAUUAUAAUACAAAGUUCACAGUAACACUGUUGAACAAAAAGUGUCUAACUACUGCAAGCACAUUCAGAAUUUUAGGGAAAACUAUUCCAAUUUUCUUUCAGCCAUGUGUGUUUGAGACAUUUCAAAAAGCAUGUUUAAAGUAUUUAUCUGCGUGAAAGUUGGUGUAAGAAUAAGUGUACACAUAUUUUAUUAUUAUGACAAACAAACUUGAAGACAGAAAGAGACAAAAAACUAAACUAAAGGGCACAUUUUUCACAUUCUGGUAAAACACUUCAACAGAUGCACUCUGGAAUAUGUUUGUAAUAGUUUUUUUCUAUCUUAAAAGGUCUUGUUUUAAUGUUGUCAUUUUUGAAAACUAUACUGCUGCAGAUCGAACCACUCAGGUUAAGAAAAGUUAAUGAUAGAGCUGCCCGACAAACUUCUUUACUUUCUGUGAGGUGUGUGGUUAGUAAAGGAAGAGACCUCAACUGUUAACUGUCACUUCCGUUUUUGGAAAGUCUCACCUGUCUGCCUAUUUGCAUAAAUAGACAAUAUUACGUUUUUUACAUGCUUUUAUAUGAAUGUUAUUUAAGUCAAAUCUAAAAAGGAAGCUACAUUUUUGGGCUGUUUGUUUGUUUGUUUUUAAAUUGUUUGUAUGUAAACCAGAAGGUGCUGGUACUGCAUGUGUCAUUUUGUGGAACCACAUAACAAUGUUGGCUAUCCUUGCAACAAACAAUGUUUUCAUAGCUUUCAUAGUUCAUUAUAAAUAAAUCUUUAAAACAACA